GGCGGCGGGGCACGCCGUGAUGGGCUGCCGGGUAGGGAGAACGGGACGGCGGCGGUGGCUGUGCCCGCGGCAGGCAGCCCCCGGCCGGCGGCUUCGGCAGCCCGGGCCGCUCAUGCUUUGCUCCGCCUCGCCCCUCCGGGCACCCGCGCCGCUUCGCCGAUGCCGUUCUCGGGAGAAGAGCGGAGCUUGCAAGGCAUCUACAAGCCGGCGGGACCGGCGGAGGGCCGGGCGGGCGGCGGGGCGGCCGUCUGCACCGAGUGCUACACCAACCGCUCCUUCGUCUACGACGAUGGCAGCGCCCACAGGCUCUCGUCGCCCGGCGGCUGCGGCGGCGGGGACGGCGGCGGGAGCCGCAAGAGCGGGGUCAUUCUGGACAUCGCCGCCUUGAAGAUGACGGAGCUGGAGUCCGAAGUGCUGCCUUUGCCGCCCCGGUACCGCUUCCGCGAUCUACUGCUGGGGGACCAGUCCUUCCAGAGCGACGACAGGGUGCAGGUCGAGUUCUACGUGAAUGAAAACACCUUCAAGGAGCGGCUGAAGCUCUUCUUCAUCAAAAACCAGCGAUCGAGUCUGAGGAUCCGGCUCUUCAACUUCUCACUGAAGCUGCUCACCUGCCUCCUGUACAUUGUCCGGGUCCUGCUUGACAACCCAGAGGAGGGCAUAGGCUGCUGGGAAUGCGAAAAGCAGAACUACAGCACAUUCAACCAGUCCACAAAGAUAAACUGGUCACACAUCUUCUGGGUGGACAGGAAGAUGCCACUGUGGGCUGUGCAGGUCAGCAUUGCUUUAAUCAGCUUUCUGGAGACCAUGCUGCUCAUCUAUCUCAGCUACAAGGGAAACAUCUGGGAACAGAUUUUCCGCAUCUCAUUCAUCCUGGAGAUGAUCAACACGGUGCCGUUUAUCAUCACAAUAUUCUGGCCUCCUUUGCGGAAUUUGUUCAUUCCUGUGUUUCUGAACUGCUGGCUUGCCAAGUAUGCCCUGGAGAACAUGAUUAAUGACCUACACAGGGCCAUACAAAGGACCCAGUCUGCAAUGUUUAACCAGGUGCUCAUUCUGAUCUGUACCCUCCUGUGUCUCGUUUUCACAGGGACCUGUGGCAUCCAGCACUUAGAAAGAGCAGGUGAGAAACUCUCCCUCUUCAAGUCCUUCUAUUUCUGCAUUGUCACCUUUUCCACCGUGGGCUAUGGAGAUGUGACACCCAAGAUCUGGCCUUCCCAGCUCCUCGUCGUGAUAAUGAUUUGCGUCGCCCUGGUCGUGCUGCCGCUCCAGUUCGAGGAGCUCGUCUACCUCUGGAUGGAGCGGCAGAAGUCGGGAGGCAAUUACAGCCGUCACCGUGCCCAGACAGAGAAGCACGUCGUCCUCUGUGUCAGCUCCCUCAAGAUUGAUCUCCUCAUGGAUUUCCUCAAUGAGUUUUAUGCCCACCCACGCCUGCAGGAUUACUACGUGGUGAUACUUUGCCCAACGGAGAUGGAUAUCCAGGUACGGAGGGUCCUACAGAUCCCUCUGUGGUCACAGCGAGUGAUCUACCUCCAGGGCUCUGCACUGAAGGACCAGGACCUCAUGAGAGCCAAGAUGGACAAUGGGGAAGCUUGCUUCAUUCUCAGCAGCCGAAACGAGGUGGACCGCACUGCAGCGGACCACCAGACCAUACUGAGAGCCUGGGCUGUGAAGGAUUUUGCUCCAAACUGUCCUCUCUAUGUUCAGAUCCUGAAGCCUGAAAACAAGUUUCAUGUGAAGUUUGCAGAUCAUGUUGUCUGUGAAGAGGAGUGCAAGUAUGCCAUGCUGGCACUGAACUGCGUCUGUCCUGCCACCUCCACCCUCAUCACGCUGCUGGUCCACACCUCCCGCGGCCAGGAGGGCCAGGAGUCCCCGGAGCAGUGGCAGCGGAUGUACGGACGCUGCUCGGGCAAUGAGGUCUACCACAUCCGGAUGGGCGACAGCAAGUUCUUCAUGGAGUACGAGGGGAAGAGCUUCACCUACGCUGCCUUCCAUGCACACAAGAAGUAUGGCGUCUGCUUGAUCGGCAUCCGGCGGGAGGAGAAUAAGAGCAUCCUGCUGAACCCCGGCCCAAGGCACAUCAUGGCAGCAUCUGACACCUGCUUCUACAUCAACAUCACCAAGGAGGAGAACUCUGCCUUCAUUUUCAAGCAGGAGGAGAAGCAGAAGAAGAAGGGCUUUGCAGGGAGAGGCACCUAUGACGGCCCAUCCCGCCUGCCUGUGCACAGCAUCAUUGCCAGCAUGGGUACAGUAGCCAUGGACCUGCAGAACACAGAGUGCCGCCCUGCUAACAGCAGCAAGCUGGCACUGCCAGCGGAGAACGGCUCUGGCAACCGGCGGCCCAGCAUCGCCCCCGUCCUGGAGCUGGCAGACACCUCCUCCCUGCUGCCCUGCGACCUGCUCAGCGACCAGUCUGAGGAUGAGAUGACACAGUCAGACGAGGAGGGGUCGGCGGUGGUGGAGUACGUGAAAGGCUACCCACCAAACUCCCCCUACAUUGGGAGCUCCCCAACUCUGUGCCACCUCUUACCCGAGAAAGCCCCAUUCUGCUGCCUGAGGCUGGACAAGGGCUGCAAGCACAACAGCUUUGAAGAUGCCAAAGCCUAUGGGUUUAAGAACAAGCUGAUCAUCGUUUCGGCAGAGACGGCUGGCAAUGGGCUCUAUAACUUCAUUGUGCCCCUUCGUGCCUACUAUCGGUCCCGCAAAGAGCUCAACCCCAUCGUCUUGCUGCUGGACAACAAGCCUGAGCACCACUUUCUGGAAGCCAUCUGUUGUUUCCCCAUGGUUUACUACAUGGAGGGCACAAUUGACAACCUGGACAGCUUGCUGCAGUGUGGCAUCAUCUACGCUGACAACCUGGUGGUUGUGGACAAGGAGAGCACCAUGAGCGCCGAGGAGGACUACAUGGCAGAUGCAAAGACAAUUGUCAACGUCCAGACCAUGUUCAGGCUCUUCCCCAGCCUCAGCAUUAUCACAGAGCUGACCCACCCCUCCAACAUGAGGUUCAUGCAGUUCAGAGCAAAAGACAGUUACUCUCUUGCCCUUUCCAAGCUAGAAAAGAAAGAGCGGGAGAAUGGCUCCAACCUGGCCUUCAUGUUCCGGCUGCCCUUUGCAGCAGGGAGGGUCUUCAGCAUCAGCAUGCUGGACACGCUGCUCUACCAGUCGUUCGUGAAGGACUACAUGAUCACCAUCACCCGCUUGCUGCUGGGCCUUGACACCACGCCGGGCUCUGGCUACCUCUGUGCGAUGAAGAUCACGGAGGAUGACCUGUGGAUCCGCACGUACGGCCGCCUCUUCCAGAAGCUCUGCUCGUCCAGCGCAGAGAUUCCCAUCGGGAUUUACAGGACAGAGUCACACAUGUUUGCAACGUCUGAGCCCCACGAUAUCCGAGCUCAGUCACAGAUCUCAAUCAAUGUGGAGGACUGCGAGGAUACAAAAGAUGUCAAGGAGCACUGGGGCAUCAAGGGUGGCCACCACAGGAACUCCUGCUCCAGUGACCAGUCCGAGCACCCCCUGCUGCGGCGCAAGAGCAUGCAGUGGGCACGGCGGCUGAGCAGGAAGGGCAACAAGCACUCCAGCAAGACGGCCGAGUGGAUCAGCCAGCAGCGCCUCAGCCUCUACCGGCGCUCCGAGAGGCAGGAGCUGUCCGAGCUGGUCAAAAACCGCAUGAAGCACUUGGGCUUGCCCACAACGGGGUACGAGGAUGUAGCAAAUUUAACAGCCAGUGAUGUGAUGAAUCGGGUAAACCUGGGAUAUUUGCAAGAUGAGAUGAAUGACCACCAGAACACCUUGUCCUACGUCCUGAUCAAUCCACCCCCGGACACACGGCUGGAGCUCAACGACAUCGUGUACCUGAUCCGCUCUGACCCACUGGCCCACGUGGCAAACGACGGCCACAGCCGCAAGAGCAGCUGCAGCAACAAGCUGGGCUCCUGCAACCCCGAGACACGUGAUGAGACCCAGCUAUGAGCAGCACCCCUGUGCCCCUGCCAGGGGCUGGCAGGCUCUGGGGAGAGGUGGUGAGGAAGAGGACAGUCUGCCAGAGAGGAAGGCUGCUGCCACCCGCAGGUGCCCGCUGCUGCGGCGGAAGGCGAUGCCCAGCCUGGCUUUGUGCUGCGGAAGGGAUGCUCGGAACCCCAGGGAAGGAGGGGACAGCUGGACAGCUGGACAGACCAACAGCCCACAGGUCCUGGGGCUUUUAACUUUUUAUACCAAUACCGCAACUAGUGAGAAAGUCUUCGCUGGUGCUGGUGGGACGUGGCUGAGCCCAGGUGACAAAUGACCCUGUGUGAGCAGGGGCACUCAUUUCGUACUGCCCCCAGAUGACGCAAGGGUGUUUGCAUUUGAUGGGGCUGGUCGAUACAAGAGCAAAACUGCACCCAAACCCUCCUCCUCCUCAGACAGGUAUCCCUUGGGGUACCCAAACUUCUGCCCCUUCACUCAGCUCCUGCUCUUCAUCCGCUGCUGGUUCUCCAUUGUGGGUGUAGCUGUGAGAUGAAUGGGAUGGAAGGGGAUGGGGUGAUAAGCCCCUCCAGUGCCAUGGCAUGGGCUGCACUGCCUCCAGAGCACCUUGGUAUCUCACAAACCAAAACAGCCCAAGCCCAGGUGACCAGAAGCUGUCCCAACCCUGUGACAGUUGUUCUUGGCACACAUGCCUGGCUCAGGCCUGAGCCCUGGCUGUGGGCACAGUGUCCCCAGGCUUGUGUCACCUGCCAAGCUCAUGCCCCAUUGCUGCUGCUGUUGGAGCUGCCUAGGGCUGCCCCAGGGGCUGAGGGACUCAGAGGUCUCUGUACUGGGGGGGGAGAGGGGGACAGGUUGGCAUCACUGGGUGGUGUGGUUUGGUGUCUCAGCUCAGCCCUUUUCCCUCCAUCCAAGGGCAGUUUGGGACUAGACAAUCCCCAGCUGCACAGCCUGGAGAGGACUUCCUCCCUUCCCCUCACCUGGCUCAUGGACCAGUGACAUCGUUAAAGGCAGCAGGUUCUGCCCAGCCCUCCAUGCCCACUGUGGGCACCCUGGCAGCUUCAUCCAACCUUGCUCAACAUUAUAACUCAGCAAACCUCUGUGUCCAAAUGGCUUUGCCUGGAGCAGAGGUGCCUGGAUGCAGCAGUGGUGGCCAAGCUGCCUGUGCUGGCCCACCACACUUGGGCUGCGGCCACUGACCCGGAGAGAGCUGCUGAGAGCAGACACAGCAGAUGAUGUAUUCUCCAC
This is a messenger RNA of Dryobates pubescens (Downy woodpecker), 5202 nucleotides long. RefSeq names its product potassium sodium-activated channel subfamily T member 1 (gene KCNT1). NCBI's taxonomy places the organism in Eukaryota, Metazoa, Chordata, Aves, Piciformes, Picidae. The transcript is spliced from 32 exons. The record is from RefSeq and is a predicted model, not a curated record. Gene Ontology annotation, cellular component: membrane. Gene Ontology annotation, molecular function: intracellular sodium-activated potassium channel activity. Gene Ontology annotation, biological process: potassium ion transport. The coding region runs from base 160 to 3963 and encodes 1267 amino acids.